This is a messenger RNA of Prorocentrum cordatum, 897 nucleotides long. Lineage: Eukaryota; Dinophyceae; Prorocentrales; Prorocentraceae. The record is from the annotation of a GenBank genome assembly.
GGAGGAGCGAGUUUAACACCGAGGCGGACGGUGAGACCAUGGGCCUGCCGUGGCUGAACGGCAGCAUCAGCACCGCCCGGUGGUCGGGAGCUGCACUGCCGGACGUGUUGCAGGACGCCGGCGUGGAGCAGGCGGAUGCCGCCGCCCGGGGUUUCCGCUUCCUCACCUUCUGGGGCCUCGAGGGCUACCACGUGUCCAUCCCGCUCCGGAAGGCCUUCGACCGGGAGGGCGAUUGCAUUCUCGCGUGGAAGAUGAACGGCGAGGUCCUACCGCGAGACCACGGAUUUCCUCUUCGCGUUCUGGUCCCGGGCUUCGUGGGGGCGAGGUCCGUGAAGUGGCUUGACCGAGUAAUCUUGACGAAGGACGAGGUCGAGGGCAUGCACCAGACAGGGAUAGCCUACAAGCAGCUAGGCCCCAACCAGAAGUCAUUGAGCGCCGUUCCGAAAGAGCACAUCCGGGCGCUGCCGCCCGUCGAUCACGUGCCCAUCACGAGCGCCAUCACCGCCCCGGACCCGGGCUCCACGGUCUCGCCUGGCGAGAGGCUGGAUAUCGCGGGCUACGCGUACAGCGGGGCUGGAAGCGCCGUCAUCAGGGUGGACGUUUCCAUCGACGGAGGCAGGACGUGGUCGCAGGCGGAGUUCAACAGAGCAGACGAGUCGCAGGACGUGAGGAGCGGAAGAGCUUGGGCGUGGGUGCAGUGGCGGCACUCCGUGGUCGUACCGCAGGGCGCCCCAGACAUCCUGAGGAUCGCAUGCAAGGCCGUCGACGAUCAGUACAACCAGCAGCCGCACGAGGUGUCGCCCGUGUGGAACCUCCGGGGUAUUCUGAACACGUCUUGGGGGCGGGUCGACGUCGCGGUGGUGGGCGGCGAGAGGUCACGGCUGUGACGCGCCACGG